AUGGCGGAUGGGAAGACAGUUAGUUUCGGGCCAUAUGGUGGUGCAGGAGGAGAUAAGUGGGAUGACGGAACCUACAACACGGUAAGGGAAAUAACUAUACACUCCUCCAAAAUUGGUGAGAUUAAUUCCAUCCAAGUUGUCUAUGAUGUUGAUGGAAAGCCAGUAAUGGGACAAAAGCGUGGUCGUCUAACCGAAACUCCACACACGGUUAAAUUAGACCAUCCUACCGAAUAUCUCAUUUCGAUGUCAGGGUAUCACAGUACUAAGUCUCGUGUUGUGAAUUCUCUUACAUUCCAAAGCAAUAAAAAACAAUAUGGACCAUAUGGUAAGGAAGGAGGAACUCGUUUUGAAUCCCGGUUAGCUGAAGGCAAGAUUGUUGGAUUCUUUGGACGGAAGGGUGAUGUUUUGGAUUCAAUUGGAGUAUACAUUACACCAUUCAAAACUACAGUACCUAGUGUUGGUCCAUUUGGAACUAGUGGUGGACAACAGUGGGAUGAUGGAACUUACAGCACGGUAAGAGAAUUAAUUAUACACUCUGGAUGGGUAAUUGAUUCUAUCCAAUUUGUUUAUGAUAAUGUUGGAAAGCCAGUAUCGGGAACAAAGCAUGGUUCUGACGGCGGACAACUAAGCACGGUCAAAUUAGACUCAGAUGAAUUUUUGCUUUCAUUUUGGGGGUACUAUGGACAAGUAGAUAAAGUGGUUGUCAUUCGGUCGCUUGGAUUUCAAAGCAACAAAAGAACAUAUGGACCAUUUGGCAUGGAAGAUGGAGAGAAAUUUGAAUUCCCAUCCACUGGUAGCAAGAUUGUUGGAUUCUAUGGAAGGUCUCACAAAUAUCUUACUGCAAUUGGAGCAUAUCUCGAUAAGUGA
Messenger RNA from Cornus florida, 867 nucleotides. RefSeq names its product jacalin-related lectin 3-like. Gene Ontology annotation, molecular function: carbohydrate binding. The transcript is spliced from 3 exons. NCBI's taxonomy places the organism in Eukaryota, Viridiplantae, Streptophyta, Magnoliopsida, Cornales, Cornaceae. The coding region runs from base 1 to 867 and encodes 288 amino acids. The record is from RefSeq and is a predicted model, not a curated record.